AGCCGCCCGCCUCUGUCACCGGGAGGCAGUCCACUUAAAUGCAGCUCCAGGGCUGCGAGGCACCCACCAGCAUCAUUCCCCGUGCGAGGUGGCAAAUGCAACAUGCUCUCCAGCUUGGGGUGCCUACUUCUCUGUGGAAGCAUUACACUAGCCCUGGGAAAUGCACAGAAAUUGCCAAAAGAUGCAGAGCCGAAAUAUCUGAUAGUUGUGCGACCUGCUCCCCCUCCAAGUCAAAAGAAGUCAUGUUCAGGUAAAACUCGUUCUCGCAAACCUCUCCAGCUGGUGGUUGGUACUCUGACACCGAGCUCGGUCUUCCUGUCCUGGGGUUUCCUCAUCAACCCACACCAUGACUGGACAUUGCCAAGUCACUGUCCCAAUGACAGAUUUUAUACAAUUCGCUAUCGAGAAAAGGAUAAAGAAAAGAAGUGGAUUUUUCAAAUCUGUCCGGCCACUGAAACAAUUGUGGAAAAUCUAAAGCCAAACACAGUUUAUGAAUUUGGAGUGAAAGACAAUGUGGAAGGUGGAAUUUGGAGUAAGAUUUUCAAUCACAAGACUAUUGUUGGAAGUAAAAAAGUAAAUGGGAAAAUCCAAAGUACCUAUGACCAAGACCACACAGUGCCAGCAUAUGUCCCAAGGAAGCUAAUCCCAAUAACAAUCAUCAAGCAAGUGAUUCAGAAUGUUACUCACAAGGAUUCAACUAAAUCCCCAGAAAAAGCUCCCUUGGGAGGAGUGAUACUAGCUAAGAAUGAAACCUUGGCAUUACCUGCCAAAUCUAAAACACCGGAGGUUGAAAAAAUCUCAGCACGAUCCACGACAGAGACUCCUGAAACAGUUCCCAGAACCACUAAACCCACUACAUCUAGUGCAUUAGAUGUUUCAGGAACGACACUGGCUCCAAAAAGGCUUCCAGAAUUUCCUGAGGCAAAAACACCCUUCCCUUUUGAGAAACCUGGGGGCACAUGGGGAAAUCCUCCUGCCUGUUCUCCCAAGCGUCCAGAAAAACCAAAUGUUACUCCAGCUUUACUGUUACUUGUUACUAAGCUGCUGCUGCUUCUGCUCUUUGAUUUACAGCUGGCACUGCAUAAUUAUAAAUAUAUAGUACGAUGUUCUCAUCACCCUGGAGGCCAGCAUCAGGCCUCACUAUAUGAAAUCCUGCGUGAUGAGUUUCGUUGUGAAAGCUUUGAAAACUGCAUGGACGUCAUCACCUGCACCAUCUCACCUCACAUGUUUGUGGCCUGUGUCACUUUACUUCCAUGCAUCAAGUCUGCCUGA
Messenger RNA from Mandrillus leucophaeus (drill), 1272 nucleotides. Its product is annotated as target of Nesh-SH3-like. The transcript has 13 exons. Gene Ontology annotation, molecular function: protein binding. The record is from RefSeq and is a predicted model, not a curated record. Gene Ontology annotation, biological process: extracellular matrix organization; positive regulation of cell-substrate adhesion. Lineage: Eukaryota; Metazoa; Chordata; Mammalia; Primates; Cercopithecidae. The coding region runs from base 103 to 1272 and encodes 389 amino acids.